AUGCUCAGCAGCAGCGGCGGUUCGCCAGACCGUCUUCUUCUACCAGCCCUCGCAGCUCGAGAUGCCAACGCCGGCGCCGCGCUCUCCUCUGUCGACGGGUCCCCGACCUGGGACUUUUUGACAUGGGAUCCCGCGACGGCGGCGACCAGUAUUGGUGCGGACGCCACGUUCACGGACCUGGAGAUCGGAGCUGGUAAGAGUCUCACAGAUGCGAAAAAGGUGGAUCGGAUCGAGGAGCUCGAGAAGGCGCUCGAGGAGACCAUCAGGGAGCGUGACGAGCUGCGGGUGCGGCUCGCACGUCAGGAGGCCGAGACGAAGGCGCUGAAGAGCGUCAUGCGCAUGGGCAAGGAGUCGCCGUCGAAGGGGGACUGA
This is a messenger RNA of Verticillium dahliae VdLs.17, 372 nucleotides long. RefSeq lists its product as uncharacterized. NCBI's taxonomy places the organism in Eukaryota, Fungi, Ascomycota, Sordariomycetes, Glomerellales, Plectosphaerellaceae. Bases 1 to 372 code for a protein of 123 amino acids. The transcript has 3 exons. The record is from RefSeq and is a predicted model, not a curated record.